Messenger RNA from Tarenaya hassleriana, 727 nucleotides. RefSeq names its product transcription initiation factor TFIID subunit 10-like. Gene Ontology annotation, molecular function: RNA polymerase II general transcription initiation factor activity; promoter-specific chromatin binding. Gene Ontology annotation, biological process: transcription initiation at RNA polymerase II promoter. The record is from RefSeq and is a predicted model, not a curated record. The transcript has 7 exons. Gene Ontology annotation, cellular component: transcription factor TFIID complex; SAGA complex; nucleus. Lineage: Eukaryota; Viridiplantae; Streptophyta; Magnoliopsida; Brassicales; Cleomaceae. The coding region runs from base 75 to 515 and encodes 146 amino acids.
CAAUAGCCCAUCGUCUUUCCGGUGCGCCCAUCUUUAAACCGGACCGGCAUAUACGUGUGUGUACGUGUACACGGAUGAUUUAUUCAGACACCGGCGGUGAGGAAAAGAUGAACCACGGCCAACAAUCCGGCGAGGCGAAGCACGAACACGAUGCUGCUCUCACGGAUUUUCUCGCUUCCCUCAUGGACUAUACUCCCACUAUUCCCGAUGAACUAGUGGAACACUAUUUGGCUAAGAGUGGGUUUCAGUGCCCAGACGUGCGAUUAAUUAGGCUUGUUGCUGUUGCUACACAAAAGUUUGUCGCAGAUGUCGCCAGUGACGCCCUUCAGCAUUGCAAGGCAAGACAAGCAACAGUUGUCAAAGACAAAAGACAGCAAAAGCUGGAUAAACGCUUAAUAUUGACAAUGGAUGACCUUUCAAAAGCUUUGCACGAGUAUGGUGUGAAUGUGAAGCACCAAGAAUACUUUGCUGAUAGUCCUUCAACUGGGAUGGAUCCUUCCACAAGGGAUGAAUAAGCCGCGACUUCUUGCCUGAACUUAUCUCUGUCAUCUUUGCCCCCGAGUGAUGAUACUGUCUGUGAUGCAUAUAUUUUCUACAGUUUUCUGCCUAACAGAAUUCGCUUGCAACUGUUUCUUUCUGAGAUGUCUUUCCACUGGCUGGUGAUUGAUUGUAAAGAAUGGCUCGUCACCGACGAUACAAAAGUAGAGGUAGUUCCAUUUGAUAACUC